Messenger RNA from Silurus meridionalis, 1336 nucleotides. Its product is annotated as 5-hydroxytryptamine receptor 2C. Gene Ontology annotation, cellular component: dendrite; membrane. The record is from RefSeq and is a predicted model, not a curated record. Lineage: Eukaryota; Metazoa; Chordata; Actinopteri; Siluriformes; Siluridae. The coding region runs from base 11 to 1336 and encodes 441 amino acids. Gene Ontology annotation, biological process: G protein-coupled receptor signaling pathway, coupled to cyclic nucleotide second messenger; chemical synaptic transmission. Gene Ontology annotation, molecular function: G protein-coupled serotonin receptor activity; neurotransmitter receptor activity. The transcript is spliced from 3 exons.
AAGACCUGCGAUGGCUCCAGUACGCUGUACUAAUCCCAACAACCAGAACCAUUCUGGAUUUGACUAUUCAGAACUGGUAACCAGUUGCAUGAGCAAAGGGAGGAACUGGCCUGCUUUGGUCAUUCUGCUCAUCAUCUUCUUCACCAUUGGUGGGAAUAUUUUAGUAAUAAUGGCAGUGUCCUUGGAGAAUAAGCUGCACAGUGCAACCAACCUUUUUCUGCGCUCGCUGGCUGUAGCAGACCUGCUGGUGGGAGUUUUGGUCAUGCCAACAUCUCUUAUCAACAUCCUCUAUAAUAACUCGUGGCCUCUGCCCCACGUGCUGUGCCCCAUGUGGAUCUUUCUGGAUGUGUUGUUCUGUACCGCCUCCAUCAUGCACCUCUGUGCCAUUUCUUUGGACCGCUACGUUGGAAUCCGCAGCCCGAUCCAACACAGCCGCACCAACUCCUCCUGCAGGGCCAUGACCAAGAUCAGUGCAGUCUGGACCAUCUCCAUCGUCAUCUCGUUACCCAUCCCUGUGAUCAGCUUGCAGGAUGAGCAGAAGUUCUUGGUUAACGGCAGUUGUGUCCUCACUGAGCCACGCUUCAUGCUGGUGGGUUCCUCCGUGGUGUUUUUCCUCCCGCUCAUAAUCAUGGUGGUGUGCUACUGCCUGACCAUGCGCGUGCUCCAGCAGCAUCUGGCCACCUUCUCCACUGAGAGCAGUAACUGUACUAACACCAAGCAGGCAUUACCUCAACCCAGCCUCCUGAGAGAAGAUCCUUCCUCUCAUUCCAAUUCUCCAGUGAAAACAGUGUUGCAGCACCUGAGCCCAACGCUGAGGGUACGAGUAUGUACAGGCCUUCGAGCUCCUGUCAAACGCCGCAUGGUACAGGCCAUCAAGAAUGAGCGUAGGGCUUCUCAGGUUUUGGGCAUAGUCUUUUUCCUCUUCCUGGUCAUGUGGUGCCCCUUUUUUAUCACCAACGUUCUGAUUGCUAUGUGCCAGGAUGGAUGUGGUGAACACUUACUCAGACUGAUGGACAUAUUUGUAUGGGUGGGCUACGUUUCCUCUGGAGUGAACCCGUUUAUCUACACCCUGUUCAACAAGAACUAUCGCCAUGCCUUCUCCCGCUACCUGCGCUGUCGCUAUCAUACACUUGCUAAUCCUGUGCUCAGUAACUCAGUGUGUCAGGUUUAUUCCGUCACACCCACCCCUAUGCUGUGGGACAGGAGCUUCACAGACACUAAUGCCAAAGCUGGCUCAGGGUUCAGUGCCUCCAAUCAUGGACACAAACAUGAGAAGAUGCUAAAAGAAGGUGUUAGUGAUUUUGCAAGCUCCACAGAUAACAUCAGUAGAGUCUGA